GCGCCGACUAACGACUCGUCCCGCCUGGCUCCCUGCUUGGCGCGGAGCCAUUGGGGAAUAUUGCACCAACCGACGUCUCUUCGCUCAACAAUAAUAAUCAACAAGAAUAAUAACAGCUCGACAGUUCGAACAGACAAUUUGAACAGGAGUUGCAAUUGCUCCAAUGCUGACGGCUACGCAGAGCAAGAACCACAAUGCAGGGAGCAUCGACGGUGGGUAUGCACAGUGAUAAGUUUGUCAAUUGUCACCAAAUACCAGCAGUUCCGAUCAUUUUGCCUCAGGAUACGGGUCAUCGACCUCCAUGACCUCUUUCACCGAUAG
Rasamsonia emersonii CBS 393.64 is the source of this 321-nucleotide messenger RNA. RefSeq lists its product as uncharacterized. The transcript has a single exon. Lineage: Eukaryota; Fungi; Ascomycota; Eurotiomycetes; Eurotiales; Trichocomaceae. The annotation marks the transcript as partial. The record is from RefSeq and is a predicted model, not a curated record.